Lasiosphaeria miniovina is the source of this 1121-nucleotide messenger RNA. Its product is annotated as cytidine deaminase-like protein. NCBI's taxonomy places the organism in Eukaryota, Fungi, Ascomycota, Sordariomycetes, Sordariales, Lasiosphaeriaceae. The record is from RefSeq and is a predicted model, not a curated record. Gene Ontology annotation, molecular function: cytidine deaminase activity; zinc ion binding. Gene Ontology annotation, cellular component: cytosol. The transcript is spliced from 4 exons. Bases 364 to 861 code for a protein of 165 amino acids.
ACAAGGAACGUCGUGUUUCGAGGAAUGAGGCGGCGUCCGGUGUCCGACCUCGCCUCAUUGCAUUGCACAUCCUCCCGCGUCUCUGUCCAAGUCUUGUUUGCAUUGGCUUCUUCUGCCUCGUACUCCAUCCAAUUGCAGUCUCUCUCAAGUUUGCCAGGGAGGCGAGUUUGUCUACUCUCUCCACCUCUCUUUCUGACUCUCACUUUUACUCUUUGGGCCUCACAUAUAUCAACCCGACUCCUCACUACUAACCCACGGAUCCAUUCCCGCUCGAAUUCCCACACUUCCACAGUAUCGUGGCCAGCCAGCCAGUACAUAUUGUAAUCUAACCCUCCCCCCAUACCAUACCAUCCAUACAACACCAUGGCCCCCGCCGCGGCGCCCGCCAUGCUCUCGAGCUCCAACGCGGAGCACGUACGCGAGACGUGCCAAACGUACGGGCUCAGCGAGGGCGAGUUCGGCGAGCUGCUGGCGCGCGUGACGGCGGCCAAGGCGACGGCGUACUGCCCGUACAGCAAGUUCCGCGUCGGCGCCGUGCUGUUGACGCGCGGCGGCAUUUUUGUUAGUGGCGCCAACGUCGAGAACGCCAGCUACCCCGUCACCACAUGCGCCGAGCGCGUCGCCUUCGCCAAGGCCAUCACCGACGGGCACCGCGGCUUCAGGGCCGUCGCCGUUGCCACCGACAUCUCACCCCCCGCGAGCCCCUGCGGCAUGUGCCGGCAGUGCAUCCGCGAGUUCUGCGACCUGGAAACGCCCAUCAUCAUGUUUGACGGCGACAGCAACUUUUCCGUGAUGCGUCUCGAGGAGCUUCUCCCGCUCUCCUUUGGCCCUGAGGCUCUGGGUGUGCAGUCCCAGGCCUAAUUAACGACAGACAAUUCUGUGUUUUCUGCUUUCGCGUUUUUGGGGGGUAGGCGGAACGGAACGGCCGGGGCAAUGAAGAAAGAGGGCUAUUUUUUUGCUCGCUGGGGGGGAGUCAGAAAGAGGAAGGCGUUUUGCAGUCAGUGGUUUAAGCAUCAUCUCUCACGACUUCACCGGGGAAUGGGAUGAAAUACGGGGUUGUAGCGUCGUUAGUGAAUAGGGAAUUACAAUACAAUACAACACAAUACAAUGCCUUUAAACAU